Molecule: messenger RNA, 2360 nt
Organism: Misgurnus anguillicaudatus (oriental weatherfish)
Lineage: Eukaryota; Metazoa; Chordata; Actinopteri; Cypriniformes; Cobitidae
Gene: scxa
Product: scleraxis bHLH transcription factor a
Biological process (GO): developmental process; regulation of transcription by RNA polymerase II
Molecular function (GO): RNA polymerase II transcription regulatory region sequence-specific DNA binding; DNA-binding transcription factor activity, RNA polymerase II-specific; protein dimerization activity
Source: RefSeq, a predicted model, not a curated record
UGAAAGAGUCGGAGUAAAAGCACACGUGGGUUUCUGAUCAGAGAGAGAGAGAGAGUCAGCGCUGAAGACAGACGGACAGAAGCAGUGUGUGUGUGUGUGUUUAUGUAGAAGACAGAUGUGGACUUCAGGAGCACCGAUGGGAUGUGAGUGAAGAUCAAACAAGUUCAAGAGGAAAACCACCACUUUAAAUCUGCUCUGACGGCGAACAACUAAAUACAGAGAUACUUGAGGCGAUGUAAUACAAGAGUGCAACUCUACUAAAGGACUAUUGAGGGUAAACAAGUGCAUGCUUGCACUUAAAAAAACACAACAAUUUUAGGCUUGAAACACUUGGAGACGUUUGGAAGUUGACUAUGUCUUUUGCGAUGGUGCGACCGGCUCCUAGCCGUUACCUGUACUCUGAGAUCUCCAUGAUGUCCGAGGACGAUGAAAACGGCAGCGAGAGUUCAGGCUCCGACGACCGCUCGUUUCGCUUAGACGGCUCGGGGUACGAUUUGAAAGUUGGAGGAAAAAAGAGGAAACCCAGUGCUGGGCGACUAGUAGAACUGCCACCCAUUUCCAUCGCCACCACAGGUUUGAUGAUACCCGAGGGCCGGCAACGCAACGCGGCCAACGCGCGGGAGCGAGACCGCACCAACAGCGUCAACACCGCCUUUACGGCAUUGAGGACUCUUAUACCCACAGAACCCGCCGACCGAAAACUCUCCAAGAUCGAGACCCUGAGAUUGGCGUCCAGUUACAUCUCUCACCUGGGAAACGUGCUGCUGGUCGGGGAAGCCUGCGGGGACGGCCAACCGUGCCACAGCGGAGGACCUUCCACUUCAAACUACUACCAUCAUCACAGUUCUCCCAGCCGGGACUCGGAGAACGCACAGCCCAAACAGAUCUGCACGUUCUGCCUCAGCAAUCAGAGGAAACUGGGCAAAGACAGAGAGAGAAAAUCGGCCCUGAGGAGUUAAAGCACGACGCAAACGGAUUUACCAAACAUCAACGCCAAGCAUUUACAAAAACUGUGUGUGUGUAUAUAUGCAAAUAUCAAUACAUAUUUAAUUAUUUGUAUGUCGCCUUUGGACUGGACCGAACGUUUUAUUGGUGGAAAAAACUACAACUGGAAAAAGCGAAAGCUUGACUUACAAGAGCUGAACGUUUUGCCACAAACCUCCAGCUCUUCUGCACAACAGCUCAGUAAAGACACAGCAAACGCUUCUGUUCGACUACAGGAAGCUAUUCGCCAAAGACUAUCCAAAGAAACAUCUACAAAUGAUCAUGGUGAUACGGACACAAAUUUUGCAAAGCAAAGCGUGGAAUUUGUGGUGGAGCAUGCGGGCAUUUUUUAGAAUCAGAGGGACAUCGAAGGCACAAGUGGACGCAAUUUGACACAAUCACAUUAUUUCCUACGAAUUUGCUUAAAUCAAAAACAAGACACUUAGCCUGACUAUGAAAUGACAAUGUGUUUAAUAAAUGUUGUAUAUUGUAUGUCUAAUAUGGCAAAUUACAUAUAUUCAUUGUUGGUUAAAUUAAAAAACGAAAUAAAAAACUAAAUACCGAACAAAUGGAAAGAAUUAAUUUUAAUCUCAAUUUCUUUCUGGCCUGACUCGCAUCAUCUCUCACGAAGACUUUUAAAGUUUGGACAUGUCUGCAUGCAUCUGGCUGGCCUGUAAUUUAGGCCAACACCUCAUUACAGCUACGAAAACACAAGUCGGCCAAAUAAAGAUCAAAAUAUCUCUGUAUAACAUCUUACAUUGGGGGUCCACUAACCAGAACCAUUUCAUUUCACAUUCCCCUGAUUAGAAUCUAGACACAACCUCACCCUUCUUAAAGUUCAGGAAAAUAAAAAUCUCUACAUACACUGCUGAUAUUAUCUCACCUUCAGAAAGCAGAACAGACAUCUGACACAUUUACUCUUACAAUAACUGAUAUAUAGACAGUAUGAAAACCCUCCAAGUGAGUCUGACAUGUUUUCUUGUAAAUGAGGUUCUUAUGUUGAGGUUCAGUAACUUUAAUGCCAAUGAAAAGGUUAUUAGUCAGUCAUUAAACUGCCCUAUUCUCAGAUAUCAUUGGUAUUAAACAAAUUUUUACUGUGAUUUGCGAUUGAAUUGCAAUUUUUCUGCAGGAAUUGUGGUUGCAAUUUGAUUUGCAAUUAAAAAAUGUGCAUCUGCCUUUUUUAGAUGGUCUUUCACUGCAAAACCCUCUAAGUGCACGCACAAAUCUUCACUACUAAAAAACUCCCAUCUCUUCACUGUAUAUUUUGGGGAAAAAAGGCUCAAAAAUAUGGUCAAUAUCCUAAUAUAUUCUGUAAACCUCCUUUAACCGGGUAAACAAGCUCUUGCACCUCAAUAUGCGAGCGCCGUUGUUCACCC